Drosophila eugracilis is the source of this 982-nucleotide messenger RNA. It is a transcript of the gene Naxe, whose product is annotated as NAD(P)H-hydrate epimerase. The record is from RefSeq and is a predicted model, not a curated record. Gene Ontology annotation, molecular function: NAD(P)HX epimerase activity. NCBI's taxonomy places the organism in Eukaryota, Metazoa, Arthropoda, Insecta, Diptera, Drosophilidae. The coding region runs from base 106 to 933 and encodes 275 amino acids. Gene Ontology annotation, cellular component: mitochondrion. The transcript has 2 exons.
CAACUCUGCAGCCAGCUGUUUAAAAACUUUGCAAAUUAUUUCUGAAACAAAAGCUUGGAAAAUUAAUUUUUAAGUAAAACUACAUUCAAUUUAAAAUAACGACCUAUGAGCUUGCUUUGCCAGCGUCUUGGUGCAUCCUUUAGGCCCAUUUCCCGCAUUUUCCAUCCACUCGUAAUUCCAGAAAUUAAACAGAAACCAGUGUCACCUUUGGAAACCAAGCGAUUUUACACCGGUAAUAAGAUGGACUUAAAGUAUCUUAACCAAAAAGAGGCCAUCGACGUGGACCAGGAGCUCUUCAAUGAGUACAAGUUCAGUGUGGAUCAACUGAUGGAACUGGCGGGACUGAGUUGUGCCCACGCUGUGGCCAAAUGUUUCCCGGCAGAGAAGCAUCCUCGGAUUCUGGUUUGUUGUGGUCCAGGAAACAAUGGAGGUGAUGGCUUGGUGGCCGCUAGGCACCUUUCCCUGAUGGGCUAUACACCAACCAUAUACUAUCCCAAGCCCACACCGAAGCCCCUUUUCGAGAAUCUCAGCCACCAAUGCCAAAUGAUGGAGAUUCUCAGUGUCAAAGAGUGUCCCUCGGUGGAGAGUGCAUCCUGUGACUACGACCUUAUUGUGGACGCCCUUUUUGGUUUCAGUUUCAAGCCACCCGUUCGAGCGGACUUCGUCGCCGUUGUGGAACUUAUGCAGCAAACCAAACUGCCAAUUGCAAGCGUGGAUAUUCCAAGCGGCUGGGACGUGGAGAAGGGAAAAGUGACUGAAUGCGAUCUGGAACCAGCUCUGCUUAUAUCUCUGACUGCCCCGAAACUGUGUGCCCGUCACUUUCGUGGGGAACAUCACUACCUGGGCGGCAGAUUCGUACCUCCCGCCCUGCAGCGUAAAUAUGGACUGAAUCUGCCCUUGUAUCCGGGCAACGAGCUGUGCGUCAAGCUGUGAUUUAUACAUUUAUACGAUUUCCAAAUAAAAAAUGGAAUUCUAAGCUACA